AUGCUCAAAUACGUGACAGUAUUGUGUGUCUUGGUGGCCGUAUGCGCUGGUGCACCCCAGAACCCGCAAGAUGUGCAGAUCCUGCGUUUCGACAGCAACGUUGAGACCGAUGGCUACAACUUUGCGUAUGAGACCAGCGAUGGCACAUCCAGACAAGAAGAAGGCAAGUUGGACAACCCUCAAUCAGAAAACGCAGCUCUUACAGUAACCGGCCAGUAUGCGUUCGUCGCUCCCGAUGGCAAGCACUACUCCGUCACCUUUACUGCUGGACCAAACGGUUUCCAGCCGAAAACCUCCCUAGGACAGUAA
Molecule: messenger RNA, 309 nt
Organism: Arctia plantaginis
Lineage: Eukaryota; Metazoa; Arthropoda; Insecta; Lepidoptera; Erebidae
Source: the annotation of a GenBank genome assembly